AUCAAAUGACUCCUUAACGUUAGAGGUAAGUACAUAUGGCGGGAGGAUGGAACCCAGAUGGACUCUGAAGGAAUCCGUAGGCGGUGGGUCGGUCCAUGUGAAGAAGAUACGUACAAGUAUGUCCAGUUCACGCCGCAGGGCGAAGCCAUGGAGGGAGUUCCUCAUCGGAAUCCUCUAUGAAGAAUUGGUGAUUCACGAGAAAGACUUCAACCAACUAGACUGGCAAGGAGUUGUUCAAAAAUUAUAUCAUCAAACAGGCAAACAAAUUGGUGUAACACAACUGCAGGCAUUAUGUAAAAAAUUUAGAGAUGAGACAAAGCAGUUCAUGGAUCUGUUACAAGUUACUGGUUAUGAAUGGAACCCAAAUAACAACAAAGUAACUUGUAACGAUGACGUCUGGGAACAUAUUUAUUGGAUCCAUGGUGGUAAGAAGAUGUUUAGAAAUAAAGGGCUUUUACAUUAUAAAAUGUUAAGGGAGAUAUUUGGCACUGCUAAAUAUGGCAAUCACAGUGUCAAUUGUAGGUUUCUUUCAGAAUCAGAUGAUGGUAAGAACCAGACAAACAGGGCGCGUUCAUCAAGGUCAAUGUCAGCUCAGAGUUGUGAUAAUGUUUCUAUUGUAGCAAAAGUCGGUGAUGAUAUGCAGGAUGUAUGUAUGGAUAAUAAAAGAAAGAAGAAAAGGAAGAAGCAGAGGGAGAAACAUUGUGAAGAGGAAGUAAAAAUUGUAAAAUCUUCUCCAUAUUUCGAGAAAGUGCCUGACUAUGAGGAGACUCGAAGUAGUCAAGCUAUUUCUGAUUUGUAUAUGAAGCCUAUCAAGAGUGAGUGGAUGGUUACUCCGGAAAUGCAUCAGAGGAGUAACAAAAGGAAGAGAAAGAAAAAUGCUAAACGUGGUGAUGAUGAGAAAUUGGGAAAUGAUAAGAGGGAAAUGGAUGCCAAUCCAGUCCUGACUGGUCCUCCUGAUACAAAAUUGGAAAAUAUUAAUGAGAAUGAUAAUAAACAAUCUGCUGAUUUAGAUGAGGGAAGUGCUACUGUUGCUUCAAUUUCGGUUAAUCGUGGUCAUAAUGCAGUGGUCAAGAGUAUUGAUGAUCUCUUAUCACAGUUUGUAUACAAAGGUGGAAGCUUUAGUUCCGGUAAAAGGAGGACUCAAGAUGAGAAGAUUGUCCUCAAGUCACAAGUUAGUAGCCCUUUCUCUCGAAGGUUCAAAACAAUGCAAAAGUCUUCGGAAUCUGGCUCUAUGAUUGGAAAUGAGAGUCAUUUAUCACAUUCUGGGGAAGGAGGCUGCAGAACUAUGUUUGAACCUUGCGUAUCUCAGAAUCAGAUUGAUGGCAAGAUGAUUGAACAGAAAGCACGAGUAGUUUCCCCUUACUUCGUGAACGCAAAGAAUGGUGAAACUGAAGUGAAGAAAGGAAGGUUGGUAAAACGUGUGAUGAAAGGAAACGGAAAAAGUGACAAGAAAUCACGAACCAAAGUUCGAGUGGUGUCCCCGUACUUUGCUAAGUCAACAGUGGGAGAAGACACAAAGGUAGGGGUGGAUAGACCAAAGCCUUCUAAGAACUGUCUCACCAAAAGGAAGGUUUCUCCCUACUUUCAGACUGCACACCGUGAAAAGAAGAAGAGUGGAAAAAGUUCAAAAGGGCAGAAAUCUCUCCUCUCUGCUUCCCAGAAAAGAGAUGAGGCUUAUUUAAGGAGGAGUGAAGACAACACUUGGGUACCUCCGCGAUCCCAUUUUAAUCUUCUCCAAGAAAACCAUGCUCAUGAUCCUUGGAGGGUGUUAGUUAUUUGCAUGCUUCUAAAUUGCACCACUGGUGUGCAGGUUGAGAGAGUGCUAGCAGAGUUUUUUACUCUGUGUCCAAAUGCAGUGGUUGCUACAGAGGUUGCUGCAGAGGAUAUUGAAAAUCUGAUACGACCUUUAGGAUUAUAUAGGAAGAGGUCACUGGAUAUUCAACGGCUCUCUCAAGAAUAUCUCGGAAAAACUUGGACUCAUGUCACACAGCUGCAUGGCAUUGGCAAGUAUGCAGCUGAUGCCUAUGCAAUAUUUUGUACGGGCAAGUGGGAUCGAGUACAUCCAAAUGAUCAUAUGCUAACUAAAUACUGGGAAUUCCUGCAUGAAAUCCAUGGAAAUGGCUAGGCCUAAGGGUUCAAUGUAUUUACUUGAAGUUAACAGCAGAUAAUGCGUAGUUAGGGGUAUAUUUUGGGGGUCAGUUACAUAUUUUUGGUAGAUUAACCUCUGGACUUUUUUAGUGGUAUAGAAGCCUUAUGGUACUUACUAGGCAACUGUUUUAAUAUAUCAUCUCUGUAUAUGACAGGUGCUAACUUCCUUUUCCAAGAGUAUGUAAAUCCUUGUUCUAUU
Messenger RNA from Lycium barbarum (goji berry), 2347 nucleotides. Its product is annotated as methyl-CpG-binding domain protein 4-like protein. Gene Ontology annotation, molecular function: catalytic activity; DNA binding. The transcript has 6 exons. Gene Ontology annotation, cellular component: nucleus. The coding region runs from base 47 to 2125 and encodes 692 amino acids. NCBI's taxonomy places the organism in Eukaryota, Viridiplantae, Streptophyta, Magnoliopsida, Solanales, Solanaceae. The record is from RefSeq and is a predicted model, not a curated record. Gene Ontology annotation, biological process: DNA repair.